Neopsephotus bourkii (Bourke's parrot) is the source of this 1029-nucleotide messenger RNA. It is a transcript of the gene FGF17, whose product is annotated as fibroblast growth factor 17. Gene Ontology annotation, biological process: animal organ morphogenesis; positive regulation of gene expression; regulation of cell migration. The record is from RefSeq and is a predicted model, not a curated record. NCBI's taxonomy places the organism in Eukaryota, Metazoa, Chordata, Aves, Psittaciformes, Psittacidae. The transcript has 5 exons. The coding region runs from base 169 to 1029 and encodes 286 amino acids. Gene Ontology annotation, molecular function: growth factor activity; type 1 fibroblast growth factor receptor binding; type 2 fibroblast growth factor receptor binding. Gene Ontology annotation, cellular component: cytoplasm.
CAGGAGGGCGCUGGCAGCUCCAUGGAGCCCACCCUUGACCGUGGGCAGCCCUGCCCUGCCCGCAGCCGCUGCUCCCGUUAGCGCUGCCGCAGGGAGAUGCGAACCAGGGACUAGAGCCGGGGCCUGGCCGCUGAUGGGGUUGGGACGAAGGGGACAGCAUGGAUCCGGAUGCCCCCGAGGUGUAGGACGCCCCGGGGCUGGAGGAGGAGAGGACCCGGCUUUAGCUCCUGCCCCAUGCUCCAUCCCCGCUGGUGCCCGGCUCUCACCCGGCUCUGUCCUCGGCCGCCGGAGGAAGGAGGGGACCGGCUGCGCCCUGGGGAUGCGCCGGCGGGGAGGGCGGCUCUGAGGCUUGCGGACACCGUUUCAUGCCGUGCCCGCGGGGCUUCCAGGAGCACCAUGCAGCCCAUCAGCCUGCAGAACCUCUCCAUAUGUUUCCAGCUCCUCAUGUUCUCCUGUCAGACACAGGGGCAGAAUCAACCGUCUCCUAAUUUUAACCAGUACGUGAGGGACCAGGGCGCCGUGAGCGACCAGCUGAGCCGCCGCCAGGUCAGGGAGUACCAGCUCUACAGCCGGACCAGCGGCAAGCACGUCCAGGUCACCGGCAAGCGCAUCACCGCCACCGCCGAGGACGGCAACAAGUUUGCCAAGCUCAUUGUGGAGACAGACACCUUCGGGAGCCGCGUCCGCAUCAAGGGGGCCGAGAGCGAGAAGUACAUCUGCAUGAGCAAGCGGGGCAAGCUCAUUGGGAAGCCUAACGGCAAGAGCAAGGACUGCAUCUUCACGGAGAUCGUGCUGGAGAACAACUACACGGCCUUCCAGAACGCGCGCUACGAGGGCUGGUUCAUGGCCUUCACGCGCCGGGGCCGGCCCCGCAAGGCCUCCCGCAGCCGGCAGAACCAGCGCGAAGCCCACUUCAUCAAGCGCCUCUACCGGGGGCCCUUGCCCUUCCCCAACGCCGAGCGCCAGAAGCAGUUCGAGUUCGUGGGCUCGUCCUCCCGCCGCACCCGCGCCCCCCGUGCCCGCACGUGA